CACGCAACCAGUCGAUAUGGCCUAUUUUCCCUAUCUCCCGGAGGAACUUCUCAAUCAAAUCUUCUCUAACUGCGUAUCGGCGGUGGACGAGGACUUGGACCCCGACAGCGUGCGGACAUUGCAAGCCAUCUCUUUGACGUCUAAACAGUUCCACCGCAUUGUGGAGCCUUCACUCUACUCGAACGUUCUAGCAUGCUUCGCCGGACUCGAAUCCGAGUACUACCCAUUUUGGCUCGUCAAUGGACCUCGGCUGCAGCGGACGUUCGCGGAACGACCUGCUCUUUCAUCCUAUGUCAAGACCUUCCGGGCGUUCCGGAUUCGCGCGGACGAGAUGCGGUAUGGCGAGGAACACACUGCCAAGCAAGAGGUAUACCGGGACAACGAAACAACUGCACGGAUGGGUCUGGUGGGCAGUCACGUACCCAGGAUUCUAGAGGGUAUGCCAAACCUAGAACGCGUCGACUUUCGGAAGACCGCCAUAUUGUAUUGUCAUGGGUUGUGCUACUGGCUCUUCGGUAGCGAGCUAAGCACAGGCAAGAUGAGCAACCUGCGAAGGCUCGACAUCACGCUUAAACGCUCGACACUUGUAGAUCUCCUUCCGAUCUUUCAGCUCCCUAAGUUGGAGGUUUUUGUGGCCGACAUCGUGUACCUCUAUGCUCCGGACUCGGAAGAUCGCGCUUGGUUUUCUCUGCGGACUUCCGUUAGAGAGCUGACCAUGAGGACUUUCUUUUGGGAUACGCGCACUAUCAAUCUCCUCUCAGCUUUCCGGAUUGUUCUUGAUGCUUGUCCCUUACUGCGAGCUUUUAGGCUCUCGUUACACGGAAAUCCUGAUGAAGAGUUCGACGAAGAGUUUCAAGCGGGCAUAAUCGGGCUUUUGAACGUCCAGCUGUCUAGUGGUACCCUCCGACAUCUGGAACUCUGGUCCAAGCAGGGUCUAUGCGGCCCAUACGAAAUGCUCAACCCGCCUUCGUUACCCAACGUUUGGACGAGCGCUAGCCUCGAGCUUGAGUCGCUUAAAGUGGACAUGUCUUUACUAUCCCAAAACCGUUUCAAUACUGGCUAUCCGGGAAUCAGGGCUUCCAUAGAGAGUGUGGUGCCACAGUCUGUCCGGCAUCUGACCCUGCGGCACGCACCGUGCCGCGAAAGUCGCUCUUAGGAUGUGUCGAAUCGGCUUGUGUUGGAACGGCUUCGGGAGGCCAUUAGCCAUUUCCCCCGUUUGAAAAGCAUAACGUUGGAGAUAUCGUCGUGGCUGGUUGACUCUACGAGGGAAUAUCACGAAUGCUUUCUGAAGCUCGGGGUGCAGUUCAUAACACACAUGACACAGAUUGUGGAUCCCGAGGACAGAUUAGAUUGAAUGCUGUAAAGGUGGGUGGUACGUUCAGCGUCUCCUAGGACGUGCGGGGCCUGGGCAGGUGUCGGGGUGGGACGUUCGUUCGGAUGGGUUCCACUGUAUAUAGGCAAGAAACGAAUAGCUCAGGGAAGGCAUUA
Messenger RNA from Trematosphaeria pertusa, 1488 nucleotides. RefSeq lists its product as uncharacterized. The transcript has a single exon. The record is from RefSeq and is a predicted model, not a curated record. Bases 17 to 1156 code for a protein of 379 amino acids. Lineage: Eukaryota; Fungi; Ascomycota; Dothideomycetes; Pleosporales; Trematosphaeriaceae.